CGGUGAGUUUACUCGUCGUGAGUAGUCGAGUCUGUCUGUCUGUCUACGAUGGAUUCGUACACUUCAUUGCUCGAGAAAACUCGAGUGCCGCAACCGACGCUCCAAAAGUUCGCUGUAAUUUCCAUCUUCUCGAAGCUCCGGUCAGCACCGAGUCACCUGGGAGCUGAUUCUGAACCGGGUUCCGACGCUAUAUCUCGGUGCCUGUGCUCUUCUUCUGUGGCGGUUGUGGACCAGUCGGUUCGCGAGCUCUGCCGCCUCGUUUCAGACUCCAAAUUGGAUCUCCCUCGCGGGCUGCUGGAGCUCCAGUCGGCACUGGAAGGGUCUGACCCUAAAUUCGUUGAAAUUUUUGUGAAAGGUUUGGGUUUUCUUGUUCGUGUUGGGUUUGAGAGGAGCAAUAGGUCUUGGAGGGUUGAGUCCUAUGAGAACCAUCCCUUUGUUAAGAUUCUUUUGAGCAGAGUGGAGGUUCAGUCUGAACUUGUUCGCCAAGUUUUGUUGUUCAUUUCACAGAAUAAGCAAUCAGUGGAAGUUUGCGAAUUCUUGAGACCCUUUCUGAACUUUUCAAUUUUACGAAUACCCUUUUCGGAUUCUUCAUCAUAUUUGUUUGCAAGACAGUUAGUAUCAUCCAUAGCAUCGCUUUGUUGUACAUUUCCCAAUGAGGCAAUGCCAAUUUUCAGGCUACUUACAAAUUGCCUGAACUACUUUCCACGAAGAAGUCUAGAAGAGAGUAGGAAUUUCAAUUUCAUUGUGGAAUGGAUGACAGACUCAUUUAUAGUGGUGUUGAGACAGUUGGUUGAAACAGGAUCAGAGCUUAUUGCUGAUGCUCGACUAUACAGUGUCAAACUGUUAGAGAUGGUGCUUGAUCUCUGUACCUCUCCUUACAAGUAUAGUGGGACUGAACCAAUAAUUGAGCUACUGAAGCAUUUUUUGGCUGUCCAGAAAGAUCUUGCAUUGCAAUUCAUACCUGAAUUAUCAACAGUUAUAAUGUCCUUGUCUGUUAUCCUUGUUGAGUCAGAGCUUGAACAUGAACAAUUUUCUAUAUUGAAAUUCCUCCACUUCCUCUUCAAGUGGAAAAGUGAAACUGAUUAUGUUGUUGGGAGAGCUGCAUCCUCAAUAAGGGAAGAGCUUUUAGUAAUAUUUCCUAUUGUCAACCUCAUGUCGUCUCCUUCUAAAACAAUUAAAGGAUCUGCGACUGAUUUACUUCUUGUUUUAGAAAAGCUUUCAAUAAAACUGUUGACAACACCGAUGGUUGAGCUAACUAAGAAGGGGAAAUAUCCAUCUAUUAGCAGAGCUGAAUAUAUUAUUCUCAGACUGCUGGAACAUCUGUGGUUUCAGGAUCAAGAUUCAUUCUCCAGUUCUUUCUUUCUUAGUUUUUCUCCAGCUCUAAUUGACAACAAAGAAAGACGCAAUGGUCCAAGAUCUUGGACUAAUCAACUAAAGGAGUAUUCUCUAUGGAUAAUAGAGAGAAGAAAACUUUCUAUACCUAUCUCAAAAUUCCAAGAAACCUUUUUAACUGAAAUGCCCUUGCUUCUAGGUGCAAUUUCUGGUGUUUUGCUAAUGCAUCCAUCAUUGGGAAGUUCUGCUAUAGAUUCUUUGAAAUCCAUCAGCAUAAUGGAUCCUAAGCUGGGAGUUACUUUGUUGUUAGCCAUUCUGUUUUAUAAUAACAUAUUCACUGGAAAAGAUGUCAAUAGGCAGAGUAUGCUGCCAAAGCUUUUGGGAAUGCUUCCUUCACUCGCAUCUCAGUCUGCAAUGAUUCCACUUGUGGUUCAAACUAUCUUGCCAAUGCUGCAGAAGGGUGGAAAACAGGUGCUAUAUGCCACAGCUACUCGUUUGCUUUGCCAAACCUGGCAGAUCAACGACCGUAUCUUUGGGAGUUUGCAAGGAGUACUACUUCCAAAAGCAUUCAGUGAGUACAUGUCUGAGAGAAACAUCUGUAUAAGUAUGGCUGUUUCUAUUCGGGAUGUCUGCAGAAAGGAUCCUGACAGGGGUGUGGACCUUAUCUUGUCUGUUUCGGCUUGCAUUGAGAGUCAAGAUCCUAUUAUUCAAUCUUUGGGGUUUCAAAGCCUUUCCCAUCUUUGUGAAGCUGAUGUGAUUGAUUUCUAUACCGCCUGGGAUGUUAUUGGAAAGCAUGUACGAGACGUCAAGGUUGAUCCAAUUGUUGCACAUAGUAUCUGCCUCCUUCUGAGAUGGGGUGCAAUGGAUGCCGAAGCAUAUCCAGAAACCUCAAGUGAUGUAUUGAAAGUUUUGUGGGAAAUUGGUAGCUCAACACGGCUGAGUAAUGUGUUACAAUGGGCAAAGGCAAGGGCAUCUGCUUUUGAGGCAUUAACUCAGUAUGAGGUAUCAAGUAUUGAAAAAGGUAUUCCGAAUUUCAGACAAAUUGGGAUGGAGCUGCUUCUUUCUGAGACAAAUUCAGUUGUGCUCAGUGCUUUGGAGGGACUUCAAAUCAAGAUCAUAGGACAUGAGCAUAUUACUCGGCAGCGGUUUGUGAAGGAGAAAAAGGUCCCAGCAAAUAAGAUUGAGAAGUUGCUAGACAUUUUUCCUCAGAUUAUCUUUACAUCAGGAAAAAGAAAUAAAGCUGGACAACUACCUGGUGCUGCCUUAUUGUGCCACUCCUUUAUUGCUAAGGAUUUGAACAACCAAGGGACAAAGAAAGGAUUACAGGAUACACAUUCUGGAUAUGAAGACACAAUGGUACAAAUAGCUGGAUCUCUUCAACUCUCAAGAAACAUUUUUGUUGCUCUUCUCUCUCUAGAAUCCUGGAAAGCCUUUGUGCGACGUUGGAUGAGAGCUGAUAUCUUGUCUAUUGAGGCCAACUUACCAGCUAUUUUGGAUAAAACUUCUAAAGCUGCUAAUGAUAUUCUGAAGAGUAUGAUGCGAAUUGCAGAAGAAUCUAUCCCUAGGUCUGCUGAAAACAUUGCGUUGGCAGUUGGUGCACUAUGUGCAGUCUUGCCUCCUUCUGCACAUACUAUUAAAUCAUCUGCUUCAAAGUUUCUACUAAGCUGGUUAUUCAAGUACGAACAUGAACACUGCCAGUGGUCAGCUGCAAUAGCACUUGGAUUGGUAUCGAGUUCUUUACAUGUGACUGAUCAUAAGCAGAAACUUCAGAACAUUACUGGACUGCUUGAGGUUUUAUGUGGUACCAAAAGCACACUUGUCAAAGGAGCUUGUGGGAUUGGCUUAGGAUAUUCAUGCCAAGAUCUUCUUUCAAGGGUUGAAGCAACUGACAGCUCUAUUGUGGAAAAAGAGAACUACAAGAUGCAAGAAGAAAGAUUGCUAGGAAGGAUAAUUCAAACUUUGUCUCUGAUGUUAUGUCCAAUUGCUUGUUCUUCAGCACAUAUUCUAGAAAGUCUCUCUUCACAUUUCCCAGCAAGCAUGGAUGACACAGACUUGUGUAUAACUUCUGAAUUGUCACUUCAGGAUAAUGAUGACUUAGAGGAUGAUAUCUGGGGAACAGCUGGACUUGUCCUUGGUUUGGGAAGUUCUGUAGGUGCAAUAUACAAAGCUGGGGGACAUGAUGCUGUUCUCUGUAUAAAAGACUUGCUCAAAUCCUGGAUUCCAUAUGCAAAUUCUUCGGUUCAAAACUCUGGUUCUAGAGAUGAAAGAUCUGAGAUAAUCUUGUCAGUAGGAUCCUGUCUUGCACUUCCCAGUGUGGUGGCCUUCUGUCAAAAAGUUGAAAUGGUGGAUGGAGAUGAACUAGACCUUCUUGUCAGUGGGUACAAGGAUCUAAUCUCUGAGUUAUUGACUGUCAAUAAAACUAGCAUCUCUCACAAGAGUUUGUUGAUGGCAUCAAGCAGUGGAGCUGGAAGCCUCCUUGCAUGCAUUUUAAAUGAAGGGGUGCACUUCAUCAAAGUUGAACAUGUAAAAUGCUUGCUGGAAUUGUUUAGAAAAUGUUACUCUAGUCCUUACCCUCCUAUCACCCAUUUGGGUGCAAUGCUUGGUGUUGUUAAUGCUUUUGGGGCUGGUGCUGGAAGUUUGGUUGAUUGUCGUCCUUCAGUCCUCUCUUCACAUGCUGAUUAUGAUCAUAAGGAUCAUUCUUAUAUUUCGGGCCCUCUACUCUCCAGUCGUGUUUGUGAAGAGAUUCCAGCAUCAGUGAUGCAAGAGAUAUUUCUUAUUGCACAAAACUCUGACGACCUUCAACUGCAACAAUAUGCAGCAUGGGCAGUUUCAUUUCUUCGAAACCGUUUAUGGUCUUCUGAUAACAUUAGGCCGGCUGACUCUGUCUCAAAACCUGUUUCUCAAAGUGUUUCAGAGGAUAGUUUAGUCAUGAAGCUUGGUUUAUGGCUAAAAUAUCUAAAUUCUUCCGAGAAAGGUAGAGUUGCACACAUUUCCACGGUAGCAACUGUUUUAAGGUGCCUCUCUCGAGCUCCCAGGUUGCCAACCUUGGAUUGGGGAGCAAUCAUUAGACGCUGCAUGAAAUAUGAAGCCCAAGUGACUGAGUUGUUGGAAUCAAAUUCAGCUCUUAAAAGAGGAACCCUUAGAGAGGAAUGCUUGCUAUUUGCUAUGGCCCAUGGAAAGCAAUUUGAUGCACUCCUAACGUUCCUCGAUGAGUUAUCUGACCUCUACAGGAUCAGGACACUUGACACAAGUCUCCAAUCUUGUCUCUUCUCUCACGUGGCAGACCUGAUAAGAUUAUUCUCGGGUUCCAGACUGGAGAAGUUGUUAGACGAUGUGGCUAUCCACUUAUCUUCCCUUACUUCGAACCAAAUAUACAACUUCGAGCAGAAAAGUUCAUUACGGAUGUCUUGCUGGAAAGGUCUCUCUCAGUGUCUCGAUGAAGCUUCACUUGACUCCCUAGAGUACAUUACAAAUAUUGAAAAGUGCAUGGAAGUUCUCUUUUCCUUGUUGCCCGCACCUCAAUCGGUUGUCAAUGGAAGGAUGAACAAUCAAUUGACUUCUGUGGACGAGUGGUCUGAGGCAGUUAGUUGCUUGGCGAAGGCUCGGCAGAGUUGGUUAUUGCAUUUUCUGCAGAUUUCACAUGUGGAUCCUCCAGUUCGAGAUGAUAUCCAAUUCAGAGAAGUACUAAAGAAGAUUCAGGCAAAAGCCAAGCUAGUAAGGAUUGGUUGCAUCCCACUAACCGAGCUGGGAAAACUAAAAUAUUUCCUGUUGAACUCUGAAUCAGUAGGCAUCUGGGAUGUGCUUAUUGAAAUUGUAGCAGCUUUACAAGCAGAAGGAAGUGUCAAAAGACAAUGGCUGAUUGAUGCAGUUGAAAUCAGUUGUGUUUCAAGCUAUCCUUCCACGGCACUGCAGUUUAUCGGUCUCUUAUCUGGAAGCUGUUGCAAGUACAUGCCUCUUCUCAUCCUGGACAGAUUGUAUGUGUUGAAUGACCUUCCAGUCACCCUUCCAUCUCUAUUUUCGGACCCGAGUUGGGAAAUGGUUGCAGAAACCUUUGUUUCUCAUCUCUGGACGUCCACAGAACGGAUUCACAGAUGGGCUUCUCUGGUAGCUGUUGGCGGUGAUACACGUGAAAUUGAGAGAGGAGAAAACGACAUGGCUUCUCUUCUGCUACAAGUAAUGCAUCAUUGUUGCGUUUCUCUGAAGGAUUACUUGCCCCUAGAGAAACAGCUAAAACUAGCAAACAUGGUGGUCAUGUAUGACACCACGAGUCAUUCAGAACAAAUCACAAGAACCCAAAAAGGCAGCAGUUCAGCCUUUUGAAACAUGCAAUGUAUAAUUGUUACCAAGCUAACGUGUAGAAAUAAAUUAUGCAUUCUCGA
Messenger RNA from Rubroshorea leprosula, 5711 nucleotides. NCBI's taxonomy places the organism in Eukaryota, Viridiplantae, Streptophyta, Magnoliopsida, Malvales, Dipterocarpaceae. The record is from the annotation of a GenBank genome assembly.